AUGGCCCGAUCCAACGUGUUCGCGGUCAUUGUGAUACUCAUCUCUGUGUUGGAGCUGCCCUUCGCGGUCGCUCAGAAUUCCUGUGGUACGGAUCAAAAUCCAUACUGCGCGGGCGACAGCACAUUUGAACAGUUAUGCUGUCCUUAUCCCGACGUUUGUUACUGGCAAAACCGUAAUGGUGAUCCAGGUUGCUGCCCAGCUGGUCAAGUCUGUGAUGGCUCCUCGCCUUAUUACACCUCAACCCUCCAGCCAACGCCCACCCUGCAAACAACUACAAUCCAUCCAUCUACCAUUACGGUAACGCCGACUCCUGCCCCUCCGCCACCGACCACUGUUGUUACGGGCGGAGGGGUCAUCAUAAUCACUGCUAGUCCCAACGGCGGUUCUACUGUUACCGUGACUUCUGUUCCCAACAUCGGUUCUACUGUCACCAUUACUACCCACCCGAACAGCGUCAGCACCAUAACCACCAUCUAUAGCAGCCCUUGUGGCGGUGGUGUAUGCUCGACUGUGACCUCUGGAGUGGUUGGCGUCUACUCGACCGUGACUUCAGUGAUUGGCGGAGCAUUCUCUACGGUUACUUCUGGUGCUGCCAGCGCAUUUUCCACCGUGUCUGGAGUCUUGGUUGGUUCCAAUGAUGCUGCGAGGAUGAGCCCUACCUCGAUGUUCCUGCACUUCGUGGCUACUUUGUUUGCGCUCGUGGGCAACUUGCUCGGAUGA
Messenger RNA from Fonsecaea multimorphosa CBS 102226, 720 nucleotides. RefSeq lists its product as uncharacterized. NCBI's taxonomy places the organism in Eukaryota, Fungi, Ascomycota, Eurotiomycetes, Chaetothyriales, Herpotrichiellaceae. Bases 1 to 720 code for a protein of 239 amino acids. The transcript has a single exon. The record is from RefSeq and is a predicted model, not a curated record.